Molecule: messenger RNA, 1104 nt
Organism: Colletotrichum chrysophilum
Lineage: Eukaryota; Fungi; Ascomycota; Sordariomycetes; Glomerellales; Glomerellaceae
Exons: 1
Coding region: 1-1104 (367 amino acids)
Biological process (GO): D-serine catabolic process
Molecular function (GO): D-serine ammonia-lyase activity
Source: RefSeq, a predicted model, not a curated record
AUGUACUCACCGCGUGUCGGCGAUGGCCUCGACAGCCUGGACACCCCCUCCAUGAUCGUUAACCUCGAUCUUAUGGAGUCCAACAUCAAAAAGCUAUUCGACAAUUUUCUGCCUACUGGUCGCAAAGUACGACCUCAUAUGAAGACCACAAAAAGCGCUGUUCUUGCCCGCAAGCUGGUCGCCGCCGGCGCAACGGGCUGUUGUGUGGCGAAAGUAUCUGAGGCGGAGGCCAUCACCGCGGCCGGUUUCGAUGAUAUUCUCAUCACUUGCGAAAUCGUCGGUGCUCCCAAAGUGAAGAGGCUUGUGGAGCUCUUCCGAAAGCACAAGGACAUCAGAAUUGUGGUGGACAGCGAGGUGGGCGCAACCGCAAUCAAUGACGCCCUGAGCCAGUCUGGCAUCGAUCAGCCGUUGACUACCCUGAUUGAUCUCGACGUGGGACUGCACCGAACCGGAGUUGCGCCUGGAGAGCCGGCCUUGGCUCUCGCGAAGCACAUUGCGACGCUGCCGCAUCUGCGGUUGAUUGGUGUCCAGGGCUACGAGGGGCAUCUUCAACAUCUUCACGACCGUGAAGACCGCAAGAAACAGUGCCUUGAGUCGAUGAAAACGCUGGUCGACACUGCAGAGCAACUGCGAAAAGAGGGGUUCACUAUCGACGUUGUCACCACUGGAGGAACAGGAACUGGGGAGUUCUGUGCGCAGGUGCCCGGUGUAACCGAGCUACAGCCCGGCUCUUUCAUUUUCAUGGACACCGAUUAUCGAAACGCAGUUGGCACAUUUUACUCGAAUAGUCUUACCCUUUUGGCGACGGUAGUCAGCAAACAGGGCGAACGUCAGGUCACGAUUGAUACGGGCCUCAAAUCCUUGACGACGGACAGUGGACUGGCAGAGUGCAAGGAUUCCAGGUACAGACAUGCGAAUCUUGGCGAUGAGCACGGCUCAUUGACGUGGGACGAGGGAACGCCGGCGCUUAAUGUGGGAGAUCGGGUUGAGAUGAUUCCCAGCCACAUCGAUCCGACUAUCAACCUUCACGACUUCUACUACGCACACAGAAAUGGGGUUAUUGAAGAGAUUUGGACUGUGGACUCAAGAGGAAAGGUCCAAUAG